AUGUUACCACCGAAGGUUGCAAAAAAGAAAAAGAUUCAAAGCACCAGCACUGUAAAACAAUCGACUACAAGUUGUGGAAAGCAGAAGAAAUCUGCAAUAUUAGGGACAUAUUUCAUGCCGAGAACAACUCCUGGUGCUCAAAAGUCUAUUCAGAAUUGUUGGCAAAGGAAGGAAGCAGUUGAACGGUGUGAUCUUGCUUUAGCGAAGUGGAUGAUUGAUGCAUGUGUGCCAUUUAAUGCUGUUAAUUCUGUGUAUUAUCAGCAUGUCAUAGAUACUGUAACAGCCAUGGGUCCUGGUUAUAAAGGACCAAACUUGCAUGCUAUUCAGUGGUUAUUACUUGGCAAAAGCGAUCAGAAGAGGAGGACUUUAAUUAACUUCUUAGUAUAUUGUCCUAAAGGAACAGUUUUUUUGAAAACCGUGGAUGUAUCAGAUGUCUCAAAGACUGCUAGAUUGUUGUAUCAGUUGUUUAGAGAGGUUGUUUUGUAUGUUGGGGUAGAAAACAUUGUGCAUAUGGUGACUGAUAAUGCUGCAAAUUAUGUUGCUGCUGGCAAGUUAUUGAUGGAAGAAUUUCCUUCAAUAUUUUGGUCUUCUUGUGCUGCUCAUUGCAUCAACCUCAUACUCCAGGACAUUGGUAAAUUGCAGUCGGUUUGUUGUGUUGUUGAGCAUGCUUCUGGUAUCACAAAGUACAUUUAUAAUCAUUGUUAUCCAUUGUAUUUGAUGAGGAAGUUCACUGGAGGAAAAGAAAUACUUCGUCCUGCUCCUACUCGUUUUGCUACCAAUUUCAUUGCAUUGCAAAGCAUUUUAGCUCAUAAAGAUGAGUUGAGAGCUAUGGUGACAUCUAGGGAAUGGGUCUCAUCUGCUUAUGCUAAAGAUAGCAAAGGAAAAAAGUUUGUUGAGAGUGUGCUAGACUCUCUGUUUUGGGAAGAAUGUGCAAUAAUUGUGCGAAUGAGUGAGCCUUUAAUUCGAGUUCUACUAAUGGUUGAUGGUGAUGAUAGACCUUCGAAGAGAUAUUUGUAUGAUGCUAUUCAUCAUGCAAAAGAAGAAAUGAUGAGGAGAUUUCAAAAGAGAAAGGCUAGAGUGAAACCUUUCAUAGACAUUAUCAGUAAUCGAUGGGAUGGACAAUUUUAUAGACAUCUUUAUGCAGCGGCAUUUUGGUUGAAUCCUCGAUUUCAAUAUGAUGCAAAUAUAAUGGAUAAACAUAUGAGCACCAUUUCUGGACUUCUAGAUGUUCUUGAGAAGUAUGCACAUGGAAAUCUACCAUUGCAAAGUAAGAUUACAAGUGAGAUGAAGUUGUUUAGGAAUGCUGAACAUGACUUUGGUCGAGUGUCCGCAAUAAAUAAUCGCACCCUUAUGCCUCCAGUUGAAGAUGACCCGUCAAUCUUGACAGCUGAAGAAACAGAGAGUUUUCACCAAGCUCUAUCAACUAUGACCAUGCAAGAUACUUUAGAUGAUGAUGAUUGUGACGAUGAAGUUUCAAAUGAGCAUGCAGAUGAUUUAUUAGGUGUUGACGAGAUUGGCUCAAUUCCAUCGACAUUUGAUCCAAAUUUUGCUUCUAUGGACACAGAAGAACUUAAUGUGUUCAUUCAACAAAAGUGA
This is a messenger RNA of Populus trichocarpa (black cottonwood), 1596 nucleotides long. RefSeq lists its product as uncharacterized. Bases 1 to 1596 code for a protein of 531 amino acids. The transcript is spliced from 4 exons. NCBI's taxonomy places the organism in Eukaryota, Viridiplantae, Streptophyta, Magnoliopsida, Malpighiales, Salicaceae. The record is from RefSeq and is a predicted model, not a curated record.